Penicillium daleae is the source of this 2064-nucleotide messenger RNA. Its product is annotated as peroxisomal copper amine oxidase. Gene Ontology annotation, molecular function: quinone binding; copper ion binding; primary methylamine oxidase activity. Bases 1 to 2064 code for a protein of 687 amino acids. NCBI's taxonomy places the organism in Eukaryota, Fungi, Ascomycota, Eurotiomycetes, Eurotiales, Aspergillaceae. The record is from RefSeq and is a predicted model, not a curated record. The transcript has 3 exons. Gene Ontology annotation, biological process: amine metabolic process.
AUGGCUUCUGCCCCUGAUACCACAUCCAUCCCGGGAUACACGAUCUUCCGGGAGGGCGACUAUGACAGCGUCGCUGCCACUGCCAUGCUCCCGCAGGGCGUUCCCCACCCGCUAGACCAGCUUACCAUUCGGGAAAUCCCCGAUGCGGCCAAGAUUGUCCGCGACCAUGCUAGCCCCAGGACCGUCAAGUUCAACUGCAUCACUCUGCGCGAGCCGCGCAAGGCCGAGUACCAGGCCUUCCGGGCUGGCAAGACUGCCGCGCCCGACCGCCGCGCGUUCGCCAUCAUCAUCGAGCGCGAGACGCAACAAGUCGCCGAGGUCGUUGUCAACCUGAAGACCAAGAAGGUUGAGGAGUGGAAGGCCGUGAAGAAUGUUAUGCCCACGCUCACUCUGGAGGACCUCGAUGUCAUGGAGCGCAUCGCCCGCGAGGACGCCCGCGUCAUCCGUGCCUGUGCUGAGAUCGGUAUCACCGAUAUGAGCAAGGUCUUCCUCGAUGCCUGGGCCAUUGGUAUCGAUGAGCGCUGGGGCUUUGAGCGCCGUCUCCAGCAGGGUCUGGCUUACUACCGUGCCUCGGAGUUUGACAACCAGUACGCCCAUCCUCUGGAUUUCUCCGUGGUCGCCGACACCGAGACCGAGGAGGUCCUUAGCGUUGACGUUCGCACGGUAAAUGGCGAGCGCGUUCCCGUUCCUCUCAAGGAGCACAACUACCUCCCCGAGUUCAUUGGCGAUGGAUAUAUCCACGACCGCCUCAAGCCGAUCGACAUCACCCAGCCUCAGGGUGUUUCCUUCAAGGUCCGCGGCAACGAGCUGUCUUGGGCCAACUACAAGAUGCACAUCGGCUUCAACUACCGCGAGGGUAUCGUCAUCUCCGAUGUUCGCUCCCACGACAUGUACGAGGACCGCGAGCGCACUCUGUUCAACCGUAUCUCCGUCGUCGAGAUGGUCGUCCCCUACGGCUGCCCCGAGAAGCCUCACCACAAGAAGCACGCUUUCGAUGUCGGCGAGUACGGUACCGGUCUCAUGACCAACUCCCUGAAGCUGGGUUGUGACUGCAAGGGUGCUAUUCACUACAUGGACGGUGUCAUGUCUACCUCCAACGGUGAGGCUGCUGUCAUCAAGAACGCCAUCUGCAUUCACGAGGAGGACAACGGCCUCCUGUACAAGCACACCGACUACCGUGACGGCACCGUGAUCUCGGCCCGUGACCGGAAGCUCAUCAUCUCCCAAAUCAUCACUGCCGCCAACUACGAGUACGGCUUCUACCACACUUUCACCCUGGACGGCACCUACAAGCUCGAGAUGAAGCUCACCGGUAUGCUGAACACCUACUCUCUCCACGAGACCGAGCAGGCCGCUCCCUACGGCACCCAAGUCGCCCCUCAAAUCACCGCCCACAACCACCAGCACAUCUUCUCUCCUCCCGACGCCGUCUCCGCCGACCACGCCGUCGGCUCUCCAGAGAACCCUUACGGCAACGCCUUCCUCAGCAAGAAGACCCCUCUCCGCACAUCCCUCGAGGGCGCCGCCGACUACUGCUACGAGACCCAGCGCUCCUGGGACAUCAUCAACCCCAACCGCAUGAACCCCAUCGCCAAGAAGCCCAUCGGCUACAAGAUCCUUAACAACAACUGCCCCCCUCUGCUCGCCAAGCCCGGCAGCACCGUCUACAACCGCGCCGGCUUCGCCCGCAAGCCCCUCUGGAUCACCCCCUACAAGGACUACGAGCUCUUCCCCGCUGGCGACUACGUGUGCCAGUCCACCGGCGAGGAGAACCACCCCCACAACUCGACCAUCGUCGACUGGGCCAAGCGCAACGAGAACAUCGAGAACACCGAUAUCGUCUGCUACCUGCAGUUCGGCCUCACCCACUUCCCCCGUACUGAGGACUUCCCCAUUAUGCCAGCCGAGCCCGUCAGCAUCAUGCUGCGCGCGUCCAAUUUCUACGAGAAGAACCCCGGUCUGUGGGUGCCGCCUUCGGCGAUUUGUGUCGAUACCCAGUCGACGAAUGCGUUUUCCUCGUCGUGCUGUGCCGCUAAUGCUCCGGUCAGCUCGUCGAGAUUGUAA